UGUAUGAACGUUGGUAUCAACGAGGAGUUGGUACACUUAAUUUAGUAAAUAAAUAAAACAUAACCUUGCUUUUUGCACAGAAUAAGUUUUGUUCAUACUUGUAACUUGUGCAACAACCAAAUAUGUCACGGUUGCGUAUGAUAGUUGUUUUAAGUUUAAUGUUGGUUGCAAUUGCCCGCAAAAGGAGAUACCGAACAAGAAUUCGUCGGUAUGGUGUUAGACCGUUUAACAAACUGCGGAAAUUGCACGGACAGUAUGAGACGAUGGUGAAGUAUAUCAAAACCAAUGACGAAAAAGAAUUCUUUUCCUAUACGAGGAUGACCCCUGCUAUGUUUGACCAUCUCUUAAUGCUAGUAGAACCUAAGGUCCGUAAGCAUCCAAGUAGGAAGAAUGCAUUGUGCCCAUCAUUUCGUUUAUGCCUUACUUUACACUAUUUAGCAGAGGGGUGCUCAAUGAAAGAAAUUUCACGCAAUUAUUACAUAGGAAAGGCCACAGCACAUGUAAUUAUCAGGGAGAUCUGUACUGUUUUAUGGGAUGUGCUGAAGGACAUAUACAUUCCUGAGCCUACUAUUGAAAGAAUGGUUGAAGUCAGUAAAGGAUUUUAUAGGCGUUGGAAUAUGCCGAAUUGCUUAGGUGCUUUGGAUGGAAAGCAUGUUUCCAUCCAAGCACCUUAUCACUCUGGCUCGGAAUAUUUUUCUUAUAAGAAAAGCUUUAGUUUGGUAUUGAUGGCGGCUUGUGAUUCGUAUUAUAAAUUUAUAUAUGUGGAUAUUGCGGCUCCAGGAUCAUUGCAUGACAGCUACAUUUUCAGACAAUCUAACUUCGGUAGGGCCUUUUUAAGCAAUGAAUUCGAAGAUCGAUUGCCACAGGCAAAGGUGUUACCGAACUCGAACAUUGUCCUGCCAUAUUUUCUCGUGGCUGAUCAAAGCCUUCCCGUUGCAUAA
Molecule: messenger RNA, 941 nt
Organism: Photinus pyralis (common eastern firefly)
Lineage: Eukaryota; Metazoa; Arthropoda; Insecta; Coleoptera; Lampyridae
Product: putative nuclease HARBI1
Exons: 3
Coding region: 123-941 (272 amino acids)
Source: RefSeq, a predicted model, not a curated record